GGGGGGAUGGGGAAGGGGGUAGGAUAUAAAGGUGUGGGCUAGAAGAAUCCCCCUCCUCGUUCCUCGUCGGCUCCUGCGCAAUGAAGACGACGGUGGUGGUUGUGCUGUGCCUCCUGGUCCUGGCUCCCGCCACCGUGACGGAGGCCAGGCCUCAGUUCCUCGAGGCCGUCGGUGACUUCGUUGAAAACGUCGGGGAGGGCGUGGGUGACUUCUUCGAGGGCGUCGGGGACUUCUUCUCAAAUGUCUUUUCCGGAAGCAGCAGGACGCGGUCGACCCCAGUGUUCAGGCUCCCCCAGCCCGUGCCCGCGAUUCCACCCCAGCCGGCGACGGUCCCUGGCUACCGGCCACCCGCCACCUACGACCAUCCUCUUAAUACCGGAAACUUAAUAAUUGUGCCCGAUUAAGAUGCAAAGAAAAAAAAUCAAGAUGGUUUUUGACCCGACGAAGAAAAGUCAUUCAGAAGAGGUUAUUGUCAUGUGUGGGUGAGAUACACGGCCGUCUAAGAUAAUUUUUGUUAAUAAAACAAUAUCAUAUAGA
Messenger RNA from Procambarus clarkii (red swamp crayfish), 537 nucleotides. RefSeq lists its product as uncharacterized. Lineage: Eukaryota; Metazoa; Arthropoda; Malacostraca; Decapoda; Cambaridae. The record is from RefSeq and is a predicted model, not a curated record.